This is a messenger RNA of Miscanthus lutarioriparius, 198 nucleotides long. Lineage: Eukaryota; Viridiplantae; Streptophyta; Magnoliopsida; Poales; Poaceae. The record is from the annotation of a GenBank genome assembly.
AUGGCGGUGGGCGACCUGGCGUUCAAGGCGCUGACAACGGGGCUGGGCGUCGCCACGCUCUACCUCGCCGCCACCUUCUCCGUCAACGUCUACCGCGGCCUCUCGUGGCACUCCGAGCAAUCCAACCAAAUAUCUGCUUUGAUUAGUGACCCAUUUGCUGCCUAUUGUGAAGAAUUUGACCAUGGUCUUGCAAAUUAG